Moneuplotes crassus is the source of this 565-nucleotide messenger RNA. NCBI's taxonomy places the organism in Eukaryota, Ciliophora, Spirotrichea, Euplotida, Euplotidae. The record is from the annotation of a GenBank genome assembly.
UUAAAAACUUGAAAUAUAAUCAGGUUAUAAUUAAUAAAUAUGCUUCUCCAACCUAAUCAAGCACCCUUUGCUUAUAAAGACACGCAGACAGACCUCCUAAAGCUUAUCAUGCUGAUUACUAAGUUCUCCAAUAUUGCAUUCGUGAUUCUGGAUAUUGCGCUCCUGCUAAUUAAUGCCAAGACUUUCCAAGCGUUGCUGACGAUAUUUAUUGCACAUUCGAUCGUUUUAAUUCCAAGCACAUUGUACCAUGUCGUGCCUAGUGCGAGAUAUAAUCUUUGGUUCAGAAGGUUCGCAUAUGCAGUAGGAAUCUUUGGACUUAUUGCUGUAACUAUUAAUUAUGCAUUGAUCGUGACAUCAGAAGGUAGCAAGGCUCUGGUAUAUCUCUUUUUCCUAAUAAUCCUCACAUUCCCCGGAGCCCUUAUCUCAGGAAGCUUAACAUUUUUGCUAUAUUUUGAAAAAUUUGAGAAGAAGAAAACAUUGAUGCUGGUGCCCGUAGAAUACAUGAGACCACACCAACCAAUGAUUUAACUAACCUUUUAUCUCUUUAAUAAUUAUCCAGAAAAUU